Arvicola amphibius (Eurasian water vole) is the source of this 2463-nucleotide messenger RNA. RefSeq names its product janus kinase and microtubule interacting protein 2 (gene Jakmip2). Gene Ontology annotation, molecular function: kinase binding; microtubule binding. Lineage: Eukaryota; Metazoa; Chordata; Mammalia; Rodentia; Cricetidae. The transcript is spliced from 20 exons. The coding region runs from base 1 to 2463 and encodes 820 amino acids. The record is from RefSeq and is a predicted model, not a curated record.
AUGUCCAAGAAGGGGCGAAAUAAGGGCGAGAAGCCCGAGGCACUCAUUGUUGCCCUUCAAGCUGCCAACGAAGACCUCAGGACCAAACUCACAGACAUCCAGAUAGAACUGCACCAAGAGAAGUCCAAGGUAUCAAAGCUUGAAAGAGAGAAGACUCAAGAAGCAAAGCGGAUUCGUGAGUUGGAGCAGCGCAAACACACGGUCCUGGUGACAGAGCUCAAAGCCAAGCUCCAUGAGGAGAAGAUGAAGGAGCUGCAGGCGGUGAGAGAGAACCUCAUCAAGCAGCAUGAGCAGGAAAUGUCAAGGACAGUGAAGGUGCGGGAUGGGGAGAUCCAGAGACUCAAGUCCGCUCUGUGCGCUCUCCGGGACGGCAGCAGUGACAAAGUAAGGACAGCACUCACCAUUGAGGCCCGGGAGGAGGCCCGGAAACAGUUCGAUGCAGAGCGCUUGAAGCUCUUGCAGGAAAUCACAGACUUGAAAACGGCCAAGAAGCAGGUGGAUGAGGCGCUGAGCAAUAUGAUCCAAGCGGAUAAAAUCAAGGCUGGGGACCUUAGGAGUGAGCAUCAGUCCCACCAGGAAGCCAUCUCGAAGAUCAAGUGGGAGUCGGAACGGGACAUUCGGAGGCUGAUGGAUGAAAUCAAAGCCAAGGACAGGAUCAUCUUUUCCCUGGAGAAGGAACUGGAGACUCAGACAGGCUAUGUGCAGAAGCUCCAGCUGCAGAAGGAGGCUCUGGAUGAGCAACUCUUCCUGGUCAAGGAGGCCGAGUGUAACAUGAGCAGCCCCAAGAGGGAGAUUCCAGGAAGGGCGGGAGAUGGCUCCGAACACUGCAGCAGCCCGGAUUUGCGAAGAAAUCAAAAGAGAAUAGCUGAAUUGAAUGCCACUAUAAGAAAGUUAGAAGAUAGGAACACCUUGCUUGGAGAUGAACGGAACGAGUUGUUAAAACGUGUGCGGGAAACAGAAAAGCAAUGCAAACCUCUCCUGGAAAGGAACAAGUGCCUUGCCAAGAGAAAUGAUGAGCUGAUGGUGUCUUUGCAGCGCAUGGAGGAGAAACUAAAAGCCGUAACCAAGGAGAACUCAGAAAUGAGAGAAAAAAUAACAUCUCACCCACCCUUAAAGAAACUGAAGUCUCUGAAUGACCUUGACCAAGCUAAUGAAGAACAAGAGACAGAGUUUCUGAAACUGCAGGUCAUAGAGCAGCAGAACAUCAUUGACGAGCUCACAAGGGAUCGAGAAAAACUCAUCCGUAGGCGAAAGCACAGGAGAAGCUCGAAGCCAAUCAAGAGGCCUGUUUUGGAUCCAUUCAUUGGCUAUGACGAGGACUCCAUGGAUUCAGAAACAUCAUCCAUGGCCUCCUUUAGAACGGACAGGACACCUGCCACUCCUGAUGAUGACUUAGAUGAAAGUCUAGCUGCUGAAGAAUCUGAGCUACGAUUUCGACAGUUAACAAAAGAAUACCAAGCCCUCCAAAGAGCAUAUGCCCUCUUGCAGGAGCAGACUGGAGGCAUCAUAGAUGCUGAAAGAGAAGCCAAGGCACAAGAGCAGCUCCAGGCAGAGGUACAAAGAUACAAGGCCAAAAUCGAAGAUCUGGAGGCAACGCUAGCUCAGAAGGGGCAGGACUCACACUGGGUAGAAGAUAAGCAGCUUUUCAUUAAGAGAAACCAGGAGCUUUUAGAAAAGAUAGAGAAACAGGAAGCAGAGAACCACCGGCUACAGCAGGAACUACAGGACGCCAGAGACCAGAAUGAGCUGCUGGAGUUUCGCAACCUAGAGCUAGAAGAGAGAGAAAGGAGAUCCCCUCCAUUUAAUCUACAAAUUCACCCCUUCUCAGACGGCGUGAGUGCCCUGCAGAUCUACUGCAUGAAAGAAGGUGUGAAGGAUGUGAACAUCCCUGAUCUCAUAAAGCAGCUUGACAUCCUGGGCGAUAAUGGGAACUUGAGGAACGAGGAACAGGUGGCCAUAAUUCAGGCCAGCACUGUGCUGUCACUGGCGGAGAAGUGGAUCCAGCAGAUUGAAGGAGCAGAGGCUGCCCUGCACCAGAAGAUGAUGGAAUUGGAAAGUGAUAUGGAACAAUUCUGCAAAAUAAAAGGCUACCUGGAGGAAGAACUGGACUACAGAAAACAAGCUCUUGACCAGGCGUAUAUGAGAAUCCAGGAGCUAGAGGCUACCUUGUAUAAUGCACUGCAGCAAGAGACUGUGAUCAAGUUCGGUGAACUGUUAAGUGACAAGCAGCAGGAGGAGCUGCGGACGGCUGUUGAAAAGUUACGGCGGCAGAUGCUGAGGAAGAGCAGGGAGUAUGACUGUCAGAUCCUCCAGGAGAGGAUGGAGCUCUUACAGCAAGCACACCAGAGAAUCCGUGACCUAGAGGAUAAGACAGACAUUCAAAAACGGCAGAUAAAGGACUUGGAGGAAAAGUUUCUGUUUCUAUUCUUGUUCUUCUCUCUUGCCUUCAUUCUAUGGCCUUGA